Molecule: messenger RNA, 2752 nt
Organism: Zootoca vivipara (common lizard)
Lineage: Eukaryota; Metazoa; Chordata; Lepidosauria; Squamata; Lacertidae
Gene: NRROS
Product: negative regulator of reactive oxygen species
Cellular component (GO): plasma membrane
Molecular function (GO): protein binding
Source: RefSeq, a predicted model, not a curated record
GGUUGCUGGGUGAAGCAACUGGCUCUGUGAUCCAUGUGACUGCAGUUUCCGUUGCUUAGUUCCUUCCGCAAGUUCAAAAAUAAUCUGAUAUUAAGUGAGAGGGCAAACAGCUAAUUUUAAUAUUAUAUGUAGAGAUACAGAGGGAAAAGAGGGUACGGGCUGGAGCAGAAUGAACGUCCCAGUGCUGAGCGUAUUGCUCCUACCCCCGGAGUCCUGCUGUUGAAAUGGCACUAACAGCCCUGAGUAUCUUCGUGUGGAUAGCUUUCCUAGAUACAGGAUGGGGAAGCAAACCUGCAGCCUAUCACAGUCUUUGCAGACUGGAAGAAAGAACUACAGACUGCAAAGGCAGGAGGCUGAGCUCUGUCCCACAAGACUUGCCUCCUGGAACAAUGGAGCUCUUCCUGGAUGCAAAUGUUAUACAGACCCUAAAGAAUGCAUCUUUAGUAUGGUAUCAAGUCCUGCAGAGCCUCAGUCUGUGUGAGAAUGGGUUGGAGCUCAUUGAGCCUGGGGCAUUCCUUGGCACCAGGAGCCUCAGUAGUCUAUCUCUGGCCAACAAUGCCCUCUCUGUGAACUAUUCUGCAACAGCAGCUGCUCUGGGGACUUUGCCUGCCCUGAGGAAGUUGGACCUAUCUGGAAAUCUGCUCAAUGAAGCUAAGAUGGCCACCCUGAUCCAAGAUUUGUCCUCUCUAGAAUCUUUGUCCUUGGCCUGGAACUCCAUCAUGAGGCUGGAUGACUCUCACUUAAAAAAUCUGCCCAGGCUGCAGCACCUAGAUUUGCAGCAUAACUACAUAUUUGAGAUUGAGACUGGUGCCUUUGAUGGUUUGCGAUGGCUACAGCAGCUUAAUCUGGCCUACAACUACAUUCCUUGCAUUGUGGAGUUUGACCUGACCCAACUCCGGGUGCUAAAUGUCAGCAACAAUCAAAUCGAGUGGUUCUUGGCUGCAGAGAAUGAUGCUGCCUUUGAACUAGAAACACUAGAUCUUUCCUACAACCAGCUCCUCUUCUUCCCGCUGUUGCCCAAGCAAAAUAAACUGAGAACUCUGCUGCUGAUGCACAACCAAUUGAACUUCUACAACAAUAUUUUCAAUGACUCAGAGGGCACGGUGCAACUGCUAUUCCUGGAUGGCAACAUCACCAACAUCACCACCCUCGACCUCUGGGCAGAAAACCAUCAUAGCAACCUCUCUUCCCUGCAGUUCCUAGACAUGAGUUGGAACCAGCUCUGGUACCUCCCAGAAAGGUUUUUUGAAGGCAUGUCUUCCCUUGCUCAUCUGAACCUCAGCCACAACUGCUUAGAGACAUUACAGAUACAGGAGAGUGACCUGCUAAGCACUCUCGUUGACUUGGAUCUCAGCUACAACCAACUUCAGGAUCUCCAAAUGAACUUGGGCCAUAGAAGCAGCUUAGCCAACCUCAGAACGUUGAAUCUGAGCACCAACAGACUGUGUGGCUUGCCUGCUAAAAUCUUUACUCACACAACAAAGAUCACUACACUUGACCUCAGUAAAAACCCAAUAAAGCUUUGUGCCUCACAUGCUGCUGGAAGUCCCAGUUGCAUAGAUAUCAGUAAUGCUGGCUCCAUAAGGAAUCUUUUCCUGUUUGGCUGUGACCUAGAAAUACUGGACACCCACAUCUUUCAGGGGACUUCUAUAGCACACUUAGACCUUUCUGACAAUCCUAGGUCACUACUUGAUGGCUUAGGACCUCUGAAAGUUGUUGCACAAUCACUGCAGGUGCUCUAUCUUAGGAACACUGGACUUUCUGCUGCAAGGACAAAUAUGGACUUCUCUGCAUUUCAGAAGCUGGUAAACCUAGAUCUAUCUGAAAAUUCCCUGGCCAGCUUCCCUGAAUCUUUAACAGGCCUGGAACUGCAAAUUCUGGAUCUAAGGAGAAAUCGUCUCCAUGCCCUACCUCAGCAUGCCAUGCAGAAGCUUGGAAAGAGCUUACAUGAGAUCUACCUCAGCCAGAAUCCCUAUGACUGCUGCCAGCUGGGUUGGUGGGAUGCCCUGCAUGACCAUGACACUGUACGCAUUCUAGACUGGAGUCAAGUCACUUGCAACUUUUCCUCUAAGUUCAUCCGUGUAGCAGAUUUGCCUGAAUCAAUCAUCCAGAAUUGCAAGUGGCUAACGGCAGAUAUGACUCUACUGCAUCUGGUCCUUGUUCUUCCUACCUGUUUGGCCCUGCUAGUUGCCUUUGUUAUCAUCUUUCUGACUUUCAGGCAACAAAUUCUUCAAAUGGUGAAGAGCAGGUACAGAAGGUCCAGCCCUUAUUGACUCUGGGAUGGUGUGAAGAAAACAGCCACUGGGACCCUCCAGAAUGGGCAUAGGUAGGGCUGGAAAGCUAGAAAAUCCUAUUGGGUGAUAAUGCAUCCAUUAAUGGGGCUCCAGGAAGCCACAGUGUGUGGCAAUGCUUUAUAUGGAGUUGCCCAAUGUGUGUAAUAAAAUGUCCUCAUAUGUAGUUGACAGGAAUGGCAUAGGACACAGUUCUGUGCAGAGACAAAUGCAAGAUAAUAAUCCUGUUUAAUGGUCACAAUAGGAAGAAAAUGGCCUUUAUAAACAUGAAAGACAAGUGAGAGGGACUGAUGCUGGGAACCAACCAUGAUGUUUGAAUAAAUGCAGCUCCCAAACAGGUGUAACUUCUUGACCAAGCACUAACUAAUUUUUUUCCCUUUCAGUAGGAACACUUUCCCCACCCCCACAUUUAUCCACUUGCCAGUUGAAAUACUCAUAUGACAGACCAAAUGUUGGAGGGA